UGUUUUGAUUUCAAAUAUCUGUUAGUAUUUUAAUUUUUCUGUUUGUUCAGCUUAAAAGUUAAAAGAGCUUACUAAUCGGAAAGCUCGAUGCGUUUUGACGGAUCAUGCAAUUUAUCGUAAGAUCCUAUUGAGAUUAAUAACCAUUUAUCCAUAAACCUGUGUGCUUGGAUCGCAGUUAUGGAGAGCAGUUCAAAUUCGGAUACGAGUCCGAGCAAACCAAAAUCUCCGUAUGUCUAUCGUCCUUGUCGGACCAAGUUGCGCGCAUGCAUAACGCCGGCGGACAUCCAUUCCAUCGACAAUGCGAUGCGCCUUCUCGUCCGCCAUCCCAAAAACCGCCACGCGAUCGUGUUUGAUGAUGCUCAGCUGAGUGGCGACGCGGUGGUGAAGAAGGCUGUCAAGCACCUUGUAGACUGGAUCGUCUCCAGUGAAAAGCGCCAGCUGAAUUCCAGAAUUCCCUUUUACCUUAAUCCGCUGUAUGGAAAACUUAGUGCGCAAGGAAACACUCCGGAAUGUGACCGCAAAUUCAUUUAUUGUGCGGCUGUGUAUCGACUGCUCCGAGCUGCUCUCCCGGAGAUCGCUGACGAUAUCGGUUUCCAUUUUACGGAAUGGAUCUGUCAUUUUCCCGAUGUGGACAGUAUCCGCCGGUUCGAUUCCACCGCAGCAGACGGGGACCAAGCAAUAAAAGAACAACUUUUACGGAUUCCCCUGCUUUCGAGGUCGGAAGAUGAAUUUGCGAGGUAUUUGGGGGUGAUGAAAGAUCUCAACCGGUUGUCGUGGGAAAUUCUGCCCAUCGACGAAAUGCGCUCUGAUACUUCGCGAAACCCUACGAAUUCUGCUCAGAAGUUUGCGAUGGAUCUCGUAGCGCCGCAGAUCUUACUAGAAGAUUGGAAUGUUAUUCGUAUGUUGUCUAGAAUUGGUCGAAUCACCGCGGAUGUUAAGUCACUGCCAGUGAGGGAAUAUUUCGAAACGACUCUGGAAUCCUUGAAAUCUCAAGAUCCUACGCGUAUUGCUGAUAUCGAAGACGGAGUCCGGACCGUGGCCACCAAAAUCUGCACAGAAACGGAGCCGUCGUGCGCCGACUGCCCACUCAAGUCGAUAUGCAAUGCGUACAAGCAGUACGUUUCGCAAGCAUCCUUUCUGUCUCUGUUCGUUCGGGCACCGCAGUACCUGAUGUUCUCCCUGGAGAAGACCUGUCAAGACGGUAAAGAGUGUCUUUUGUGCUCAGUGGUUCCGGAUAGCCGGAUUACAAAGGGAUCCGCUAGUAUUUCCGGAGUAACCGCUUAUCCCUGUCAGAAUCCGAAGAAGCGACUGCAUCGUGGGAUUUGUAUUGUGGAAGACCCGGAAACGCCGUCAUACUUUUUUCCUUGGGAUAACUCUACGAAUUUUGGGAACGGCUUCGACCGAGUGCGCUUAUUGCACGUGCCCAUUCCUUCUGAUAUGGCUGCAUCUUCGGAAAAAUCCCUUAGCGUUGUCCGCGAAUCUGUGCAGGCUUUACUGCAGUCUGCCACGGAGAUUGCGAUCAAGCGGAUCCCACAGUAUGAUUACGUUGAUGAAACUGGCGAGGAUGAUGUUCUGAUUUCUUAUUUCUACCAUGUCCGGGUUGCGAAAUCCACAUGUCCAGCCAGUAUUUGUAGAGUGGGACGCUGGAAAGAGGCUAAUGAUGUGGAAAUUCUAAAACGCGAUUUUCACCCUGACUUUUGGAAAGACUUCAGCCGCUACGUUUAUUAUCAGCAAAUUUCGACGUCCGAGAGAAAAAAUAAGAUUAAGGGCAAAAAAAUGGCUGAUAUUCCUGAAAAUGCCAAGCUGAGAGCGUUGUACGAGGCUGCCAUGAAAAAACUUGGCACAGUUCGAUAUCCUGAUUAGGACAGUAGGAAGACGGAAACUGAUUGCAUCGCACCUUCAUGAAAUUCUUCAUCUGUGAUAACUGUUUUUACAUGUUGUACUGUAUUAGUUAAAUUUAAAUUUUGGAAAUCAACAGUUUGGAUUGUAAACGCGGCUGCGCGCUUCUCUUUGGAAACAGUUAGCUGCUUGUACCGUUUUACUGUUUUUCGGAAUGCCGGUUCGAAGCCAAAAGAAGUA
Molecule: messenger RNA, 2079 nt
Organism: Paramacrobiotus metropolitanus
Lineage: Eukaryota; Metazoa; Tardigrada; Eutardigrada; Parachela; Macrobiotidae
Exons: 3
Coding region: 178-1863 (561 amino acids)
Biological process (GO): mismatch repair; base-excision repair
Molecular function (GO): 8-oxo-7,8-dihydroguanine DNA N-glycosylase activity; adenine/guanine mispair binding; oxidized purine DNA binding
Source: RefSeq, a predicted model, not a curated record